GCCGCAACAAACCGAUUCACUUUGUGCAAACCAACGGGCCAGGAUUCUUCACAGCAACGUGCUUCCCAAAAGUAUAUGAAGUACUUGGACAGUAUGUGGGGCGGGGAGUCUCACUGCAAGCUCCUCACGCCAUUCACCAUCAUCGCUGAGAAAGGAUGACCGACCAAGAAACCAAGGUUCCCAGGCCAACCCAGGAAGCCGGCCUGAUCAGAGGAGCGGGCUCCCUGUGCUUAAACCUCCUCUUGCUGGUGGCUGCUCUUGCGGGCCUCGCGUUUCUUAUCAUGGCCCUUCCCUUGUUGACGCACGCCAUGCACGAUGAUAGUCGAUGGGAGUGGAAGGCUUCCGCUUGGAAAGGAGAGCACCACGUUCGCGAUAUGACAAAAGCGGAGGCGUUUUGGGAUCAAUUCUACGACAUUCGCUCGGUCCAAGGCGCCAAGGUGCAUGUAUUUGAAGGCAAGCCUCCCGUCGCCGGAUACCUCACUCUGCCGACCGUGCCAGUCGGCUGCAGCUCGGACGACGAUCGCCAGUCUCGCAUGGAGUUUGAGCUCGGUCCGGGCGGAAAGCUUCAGUUCAAUUGGACCGACGACGCCUCCCUCUCACCCGGCCAAAUCCGCAUCGAACAAAGUGGUACCGGAGAACAUCGUGGAGGUGAAGAUAUCGACCCGAUUGCCUUGUCACGCAAAGGGGUAAACUCCUACGAAUUCGUCGACGAGCUCCAAGCAGUACAAUCUAUUUGGGUGACCAUUCGGUCCUCCGUAUUCGAUCACCCGUGUCCGGCGUCUUUCAUUGUGAACGUCACUGCAUCGGUCGUCCAAUACGAUCUGACCAAGGCCAAAGACGCAGCUGUCAUCGGCGGCCCAGAUGUCCCCGGCACCGUCAGCUUGGCGUUUCUCAAGCAGCAAAGCAUCGUAGUCGAUUUCACCAACGCCCAGGUUGAUACACUUCGCAUUACCGUUCCGACUCAGAUUCAGCUGCGAAGGCGUCUCGCCUCCGCUAUCCUUGUCGGGUGCGCCAUCAGCAUCACCAUCCUCGCAUUGUUGUUUGCAAUCUACUGGGCCGCCGGUAGCGGUUGCGCCAGGCGCAAAUACCGAAACAUCGCCACCCAGUAUACCGACCUGAAGAAAAAGGGGCCGUUUACGGAAGUUUGAGUUCCCCUUGAUUCCCUCGGUGUAUGCUUUUUUUGUCCGUUCACCUUGUCGUGUUUCUAUAGAAUGCGGCAUCAGGAUGGUAGCGGCUCAUAUGCAAUUUAGGUUCCCCUCGGCGUAUGCUAUUUUUGUCUGUUCACGUUGUCGUGUUCCCUGUAUACAUAUACAUGUACUGUACAUACAACAAUGCCGGCAUCAGGACAGUAACA
Fimicolochytrium jonesii is the source of this 1354-nucleotide messenger RNA. RefSeq lists its product as uncharacterized. The transcript has 2 exons. Bases 156 to 1148 code for a protein of 330 amino acids. The record is from RefSeq and is a predicted model, not a curated record. NCBI's taxonomy places the organism in Eukaryota, Fungi, Chytridiomycota, Chytridiomycetes, Spizellomycetales, Powellomycetaceae.